AUGUUGACGGCUCAAAGCAGGCAGGAGAGUUAUGCUGACGUUAGGCGUAAGGACCUGGAGUUUGAGGUUGGUGGAAAGGUGUUUCUGAAAGUGGCACCUAUGAAGGGAGUGUUGAGGUUUGGAAAAAGGGGUAAGUUGAACCUUCGUUUCAUCGGGCCAUUUGAGAUCUUGGAGCGGGUUGGCCCUGUAGCAUACCGACUGGCCUUGCCCCCAUCUCUUUCUGCAGUUCACAAGGUUUUUCAUGUUUCCAUGUUGAGGAAGCACGUAGCAGACUCAUCUCAUGUUGUGGAUUAUGAGCCUUUGCAUUUAAAUGAGAACUUGAGCUACGAAGAAGAGCCCAUUCGAAUCUUGGCCAAGGAAGUGAAAGUUUUGCGCAACAAGAAGAUAGCUUUGGUGAAGGUUCUUUGGCGAAAUCACCAGUUCGAGGAAGCAACAUGGGAAUGCGAGGUCGACAUGUGGAUGCAUUAUCCCUAG
This is a messenger RNA of Benincasa hispida (wax gourd), 474 nucleotides long. Lineage: Eukaryota; Viridiplantae; Streptophyta; Magnoliopsida; Cucurbitales; Cucurbitaceae. The record is from RefSeq and is a predicted model, not a curated record.